Molecule: messenger RNA, 9944 nt
Organism: Gasterosteus aculeatus aculeatus (three-spined stickleback)
Lineage: Eukaryota; Metazoa; Chordata; Actinopteri; Perciformes; Gasterosteidae
Gene: slc12a5a
Product: solute carrier family 12 member 5a
Biological process (GO): chloride ion homeostasis; potassium ion import across plasma membrane; cell volume homeostasis
Cellular component (GO): plasma membrane
Molecular function (GO): potassium:chloride symporter activity
Source: RefSeq, a predicted model, not a curated record
CGGAGAAGAGACGUCAAGAGGAGGAUCUAGAGAGGGAGGGAGAAAAAAUAAAUCCUUCUCUCCCUUCUGCCGCCUCUCUUCGUGCAUCCGACGGGCAGCGCGGAGCGAGGAGGAUCCGGCCGGCACAUUUUCUACGCUGCUUUUCCCUGCGAUUUCUGCGGCUGCAUCACAGUGGGUGGAGCGCAGGGAAGAGCCGCCGAGAGCUCGAUCGGUGACACCGCUCCGCAGCAGAGGAGGAGCGCCGUAGAGGAGCCGGGAUGCUUAACAACCUGACCGACACAGAGGAGGGAGACGGGGGAGCGCAGAGCCAGGGGGACAGUAUUCCCAAGGAGAGCAGCCCCUUCAUCAACAGCAGCGAUGCGGCAGCAGAGAAGAGCCAGCAGUAUGACGGCAAGAACAUGGCUCUGUUUGAGGAGGAGAUGGACACCAGCCCCAUGGUGUCGUCUCUUCUCAGCAGCCUGGCCAACUACUCCAACCUGCCCCAAGGAAGCAAGGAGCACGAGGAGGCCGAGAACAACGAGGCCGAGUCAUCGCGCAAGAAACCCGUCAAGGCCCCCCAGCUCGGCACCCUGAUGGGCGUGUACAUGCCGUGCAUCCAGAACAUCUUCGGGGUGAUCCUGUUCCUCAGGAUGACCUGGUUGGUGGGAAUCGGAGGUGUCGUCGGGACCUUCGUCAUCGUCACCAUGUGCUGCACCACGAACAUGCUGACUGCCAUCUCGAUGAGUGCCAUCGCUACCAAUGGAGUGGUGCCAGCCGGAGGCUCCUACUACAUGAUAUCCCGUUCGCUGGGCCCUGAGUUUGGGGGAGCGGUGGGGAUCUGUUUCUAUCUGGGGACUACCUUCGCUGGGGCCAUGUACAUCCUGGGGGCCAUCGAGCUGCUCCUGAUCUACAUAGCGCCCCAGGUGGCCAUCUUUCCCCUGGAGGGCCUGGAGGGCCCCGAGGCAGAGGCCGCCCUGCUGAACAACAUGCGCGUGUACGGGACCAUCCUGUUGACCUCCAUGGCCACGGUGGUGUUUGUCGGCGUGAAGUACGUCAACAAGCUGGCGCUGGUGUUUCUGGCCUGCGUCAUUCUCUCCAUCCUGGCCGUCUACGCCGGCGUCAUCAAGACCGGCAUCGACGCUCCAGAUUUCCCUGUGUGUCUGCUGGGCAACCGCACUUUGAUUUGGAAGACCUUCGAUGUGUGUUCCAAGACCGUAGAGACCGCUAACGGGACAGUCACCACCCAGCUGUGGCGCAUGUUCUGUGACUCACCGUUCCUCAACGCCACCUGCGACAAGUACUUCACGUCCAACAACGUGACCCAGAUACAGGGCAUCCCGGGGGUCGCCAGUGGAAUCCUGUCAGAGAACCUGUUUGGGACCUACUACGAGAAAGGGGAUCUGAUUGCCAGGACCAACAUGGACUCCGUGGAGGACCAGGACGACCCUUUGACCAACGCAAACCGCUACGUGUUGGCCGACAUUGCCAGCUUCUUCACGUUGCUGGUUGGAAUCUACUUCCCUUCUGUGACAGGGAUCAUGGCCGGCUCCAACCGCUCUGGAGACCUGCGUGAUGCCCAGAAGUCCAUCCCAGUUGGAACCAUUGCAGCCAUCACCACCACCUCCUUCGUCUACAUGUCCAGCGUGAUUCUGUUCGGUGCCUGCAUCGACGGUGUGGUCCUCAGGGACAAGUUCGGAGAGGGAGUCCACGGGAAUUUGGUGAUCGGCACGUUGGCUUGGCCGUCCCCAUGGGUGAUCGUGAUUGGCUCCUUCUUCUCCACCUGCGGCGCGGGGCUGCAGAGUUUGACUGGAGCUCCCCGUCUCAUGCAGGCCAUCGCCAAGGACGGCAUCGUGCCCGCCCUCCGGAUCUUCGGCCAUGCAAAGGCCAACGGAGAACCCACGUGGUCCCUCUUGCUGACAGCUUGUAUCUGCGAGAUCGGCAUCCUCAUAGCCUCCCUGGAUUUGGUAGCUCCCAUCCUCUCCAUGUUCUUCCUGAUGUGCUACAUGUUUGUGAACUUGGCCUGUGCUCUGCAGACGCUACUGAGGACUCCAAACUGGAGACCCCGCUUCAAGUUCUACCACUGGGCUCUGUCCUUCCUGGGGAUGAGCUUGUGUCUCACCCUCAUGUUCCUCUGCUCCUGGUAUUACGCCAUCGUCGCCAUGGUAAUUGCCGGCUCUAUCUACAAGUAUAUCGAGUUCGCAGGUGCGGAGAAGGAGUGGGGAGACGGGAUACGAGGCCUGUCUCUGAGCGCCGCCCGCUACGCUCUCAUGCGGCUGGAAGAAGGCCCGCCGCACACCAAGAACUGGAGGCCCCAGCUGCUGACGCUGGUUAGUACAGACGCAGAGCAGAACGUGGAACAGCCUCGUCUGCUCUCCCUGACCAACCAGCUGAAGGCGGGCAAAGGUCUGACCAUCGUGGGAACGGCUCUGGUGGGAACAUUCCUGGAGAACUACGAACAGUCUCAGCGUGCAGAGCAGGCGCUGCGUAAACUGAUGGAGACUGAGAAGGUGAAGGGCUUCUGUCAGGUGACCGUGUCCUCCAACCUGCGCGACGCCACGUCCCACCUCAUCCAGGCCAGUGGGCUGGGAGGCCUGAAACACAACGCCGUGCUGGUGUCCUGGCCACGCAACUGGAGGCAGGGAGACGAGCACCAGACCUGGAGGAACUUUGUCGAGUUGGUCAGAGAGACCACCGCCGCUGACUUGGCUCUGCUCGUCCCGAAGAACGUCGCCGCCUUCCCGUCCAACGGAGAGCGCUUCACCGAGGGCCACAUCGACGUGUGGUGGAUCGUCCACGACGGAGGCAUGCUGAUGCUGCUGCCCUUCCUCCUCCGCCAGCACAAGGUUUGGAGGAAGUGCAAGAUGCGCAUCUUCACCGUGGCCCAGUUGGACGACAACAGCAUCCAGAUGAAGAAGGACCUGACCACAUUCCUCUAUCACCUCCGUAUCGACGCCAUGGUGGAAGUUGUAGAAAUGCAUGACAGUGACAUCUCAGCCUACACCUACGAGAAGACCCUGGUGAUGGAGCAGCGGUCGCAGAUGCUCAAACAGAUCAAGAUGACCAGGACUGAGCGUGAAAGAGAGAUCCAGAGCAUCACCGAUUCGUCCCGCGGGUCGAUCCGUCGCAAGAACCCGGCCGCUGUGACCACGCAGCUGAGCGUGACCGAGGAACCGCCGGCAGCCAGCAAGGACGAGAAGCCCGAGGAAGAGUCAAAGUCGGCCUCUCCCCCUGUUUGCCCCCCUGACCAGGUCCAGCUCAUCCACGACAACACCACCCCGGCCAGCCCGGCCACCCCGGCCACCCCGCUGACCCCCGCCGAGGGCGUCCAGAGCCCCGGGGCGCAGGUCCAGAUGACCUGGACGGAGAAGUGCGACGGCGAACCGGCCAAGCCGCCGGGCGCUGCCACACCGGAGGGCAUCAAGGACCUCUUCAACAUGAAGCCCGAGUGGGAGAACCUGAACCAGUCCAAUGUGCGACGUAUGCACACAGCUCUCCGGCUGAAUGAAGUCAUCAUCAAAAAGUCCUCGGAGGCCAAGCUGGUCCUCCUCAACAUGCCCGGGCCCCCGAAGAACCGGACAGGUGAUGAGAACUACAUGGAGUUCCUCGAGGUCCUCACGGACGGUCUCAACCGCGUCCUCCUGGUCCGCGGAGGCGGCCGCGAGGUCAUCACUAUCUACUCCUGAGAGAGCAGCUCCCCCCCAAAACCCCACCACCCCCCCCACCCCCCGACACCCCCACCUCAAUCCCCUCCUCCCCCGCCAACAGCACCCUCCCACACCGCCACCACCACCACCCUCAGCCACCUUUACCCGCCCCCACACUCAAUCGUCCACACUGCUUGUUUUACGUCGCUCGCAGCGUUCUGUCCCUCUCGCGUCUCCAACCUAUCGCUCAGCUUCAGCACCGCUCCGUCAGCUCCAUCCCCAGCAGACCGAUGAGCAUGAGUCCACCCGCUCGGCCGCUACGCCCUCCGCUCCGGGGAGGCUACUUUCAACCGCCGGCCGCGUAGAUUUGUCCACGAAAGAUCCAUUUGUCCCAUCGCUCGUCUUUCAUCUGCUGCGGUAACUGGCCUCGGGUUCGGAGUCGCUCGGUAAGGUGGAGGUGGUGGUGGUGGUGUUGGUGGUGGUGGAGUUGGAGGUGAGGUGAUCUCGUUGUUUGAAUCUCAGCCGAUUCUUAUCGAUGUUGUUGUUCCUGUUGUUUCUUUUUUGUUUUCUUUUCAAAUACGAGUGUGGCCUAGCAGCGGUUUCUGCCAGCUGCAGUGAGCUCGGGUGUGGGAUCGUGUGCGUGAGUGUGUGUGCGUGUGCGUGCGUGUGUGAGUGUGUGAGUGUGUGUGUGUGUGUGUGUGGUUCUCUGAUCGGACACCUCCCACGGCGCUGCGGCCUGUUGCCUUUUCGAUGUGAUUCAUCCUUCAAGGGAGAAAGAGACUUUGCUUCCCAGCAGCUGGGAGGAGAGUAGUCGCUGAGCACGAACUGUGAGAUUCACAUCGGGAAUCGAGACUUAGGCGAGUGGAUCAGAGCCGCAGCGUCACCUCCGACCCGAUCGCACCUCAGCGCGCCGCCCUUAUAACUGUGUGCGUCUCCACCCGUCGAGUCUUUCUACCCGCCCUCCUUUAGAUUUCCUUUUCUUAGUGGCUGUUCAUCCCCGUGGCCACUGUUAGUGCCAAAAAAAAGAGCAUAUAUAUAUAUAUUUAUAUAUAUAUUUAUAUAUAUAUAUACAUAUAUACAACAAGGCUAGCUUAGUUUGUAGAGAUUGACACGUAAUUAAAACUGUGAAUAGUGCGUUUCCUACCAGAAGGCUGGCGUAACAGCGGAGUGGGGAGACGGUACAAACGCCCCGAGGAGGAGAUGAUCAUCGCCAGCACCCCUCGUGUGGAUCACUGUAAAUAAUGUACAAGCUCUGACGCGUUGUUCAGUAUGAGUGUAGUAUUUUUGUGACAUACUAAAAAGCUUCUAGUGGAGAGAAAACGCCCCCCCACCCCCCCACAGCCGAGAGGGGCGGCUCGAAAACGCUGUUUUAAAAAUAUAUGUAUCUAUUUAUUUAUUUAUUUAUCGGAUGGCAUAGGCUCCUGUCACUAUGGUAACUGUCAUUGUAACCUCGACAACACUGCACCUGCACUGUCCGCCACUGUGCAACAAGUGACAUUUUAACGAAUUCAUUCUAUUUAAGAAAAAAAAAGAGGAAACACUAAAUGUUAUUUUUUCAUCUAGAGAGCAAAUAUGUAUUUAUGUUUUAUGGGCUAGAGUUUACACACAAUGAUGAAAUAGUUGUGUAUGUCAUUUUGAUUGUCACUUAAAAGAUUUAUUGUUUUUUUUUUGCCUGAUUUAGAUUACAUUAAAUGUGCCAUAUCAAAGUAUUUUUCAAAGAGAAGUAGUGAACAAAGAUUCUAUUGAUUUGAACUAGAGAGAACAAAGUGUGGAAAGGACCAACGGAGGCGUCCACGUGGCACUCGGGACAGAAACGACACUGUGGUUGUUGUAGUGCCAAAGUCGCCCCGGUAGGUGGCGCUCGGAGCAUAUCAGCUUUGAGGGAGGUGAGAUUUUGAACUGAUCUCCCGAUUGAUCGAUCGAUCGAUCGAUUGAUGGUUUAUGGGGUCGUGUCUAAAUAAGCAGAGGAGACGAUGGCUUCUGUAGCGAGGAAACCCACGUUGUCCAUAAGACUGAACUCUAUGCAGUAGACUCUCCGCUGAGAUUUUAUAUCCUCUAGAUUGGCAAAGAUUUGAGCCACACAUGACCUUGGCUGAAUGACUUGUGAACAAAAUCGCAUUAAGGUUCAAAAAAGUGCAUCUUGGAAGGAAUGUGCAAUAGUUGAAAUCCGGACUCAUGUGAUCAUCAUGUUAUUUAUUUUUUUACACAUAUAUUUUGUAUAUGUAGAUUUCGUAAGUCUAACAAAAUCCAGAUUCAUCUCACUUUGACCAAGGACAGCUGUCACUUUACUUUAUUUCAGUUUCUUUUCUUGAAGAAACCGUUUUUGGUCAUUUGCACUUGUAUUAGAAAUAUGAAUAUAAAAUAUAAAUAAAUACGUAUAUAUAAACAGUAUAUACAAACAGUAUAUACAAUAUAGGGAAGCAAAACAAAUUAGUUUCUAGAAGUAUUUACAAACCGUAUUAAAUGUUUUUAGUGUUGCCUGAAUGUCGGACCAUAUGUUGUGAAUGCUGCUAGUAUCAAUAGAUUUAUUUGUACUGUAAAUAGGGAUGACUAAAGCAACAUUAAAGAUCAAGUGAAAAAGGGUAUAGACAUACAUAUCAGUGGUACCUGUAAACGUUUGGCCGGAGAUCUCUGAACAGGGUUAGCUUUCUGUUUUAUUAGAAAACUAUUCUGAAUACCUUGAUGCAAUAUUACAACUGAGGGUAAACCCUCCACCUUUUUAUUCUCUUUAAAAAAAAGAAAUGUUCUAUUUAUUAUUACCAUCUUUAAUCCCAUAAGUAAAGUGAACCAAUUAUAUUGUAAGAUAUUUAAUUUAAUUUAAUUAAAAAAGCUUACAGGAAUCACCAAAAAUGUUGAAAUUAUGAAUAUUUAUCUGCUAAACGUUACUAACUUUUAACGCACCUACCUUUGACACCUGUGAACCUUUGGAAGCAGCCACUCGUAGUUUGCAAAGAUUCUAGGGUGCCAUGAUUUUCUUUAGUAAGCUCGCCACACGUCUGGCGAGGGGGUCGUUUAACGCUCACAUACGUUUUUGGAGGCGCGGCUAUUUUUGGGAUGGUCUGCGCAACGUUGCCUGCAUCAGCUGAGCCGUUUAAAUGGAUUCAAAAGAAAAGAUUUCUGAUGUUUAUUGGAGAAAUUUAUUGGAAAUUGAUUUAUUUAUGGAAUUCUAAAUGUUUUAUGAUUGCUGUUUGCAUGGUACUACGUGGCAAUAUUUGUUUUAGUGGUUUCUAUAGUGAUGACUUAGAUGUUUAAGGGCCAGAGGGGGGUAAAAGGUCGUCAAAUGUUCAACAGACCUUAAGCACUCUGGAGCGUUUGCGACACGGCUAGACCUGGAAAACACGUCUUUUACAAAAAAGUUAAAAAAUAAAGUAUGAGUUCACUAUAUUGUUACUUGUUAUAUUUCAAUCUUGCUCAAAUAGUCUUAAUAGUUUUUUGAGUUUGCGAAUGGAUGGGCCUCAGAACUGGCCAUUUCAACUUUUGUAAAUAUAUAUCACUUAAGUCAGAGACACUGUAACCGACUAGUGUUGUCUUUUGUUGUACACUGUUCUAUCACUGUGGACGAAGUCUAAGAGUUUUGUAAGAUUAUGUGCAAUAUCGUUCUCACAUGGAUCAUUUUCUCAUUCUUGUCACAGUUAUUUAUUUUCUUUCGACAACUGGAGGUGUCACUUGUUUCAUCCGAAUGUCUGUCACCGGAUCUUACAGACAAUAAAGGUCUGCAGUGUUCAUCCCAAAUGUGGCUGAGACAGCAAAGCACUUUACACCGAGGAUGGGAGGGGGAGGGAGGGAGGGAGGGAGGGGGGGAGUGUUCUCCACCCAUCCCGCAGUGACCCCUGGUGGCACACGAGUGUGUUACAGUCACCUGUUGGCGGUCUGACAGCUCAGACUUUAAAAAAAAAAAAAACAUAAAAUAGGAUUAACUCCCAUCAUCUUGCAGCGGUUUUGCAGAAAACUUCCUGCUGAUCAUGUUUACAUUUUAGCGUCCGAAAGCAUUUGCUUGGGCAUUUUAGCAUGCAUCACAUUCUUUCCUUUCUCUUGCCAAAAAAAAAAAAGAAAAGAAGAAUAUUAACCGUUGAAUUUAUAGUGCUUGUCACUCAAUCUGUGAGGUGAGCCUUCCCAGAAUCCCUCCUCCACCCCCCUCCCUCACCCCAUCUGCCCCACCCCUGGCCUCCCCCAUCCCAGCCGAUAAAUCCACCCCAGCUCUGUAUUUUAAAUGUGAUUGCAGUAUAAUUCUGAAGAAGAAAAAAAAAAAAAGAAAAUGAUCAAAGAAUAUAAAACUCGCGCUUCCAAUUCUGCCACUGGCUCUGCUUGCAUGACACAAGACAGUCGACUGAGAAACCAGCACGCCCCCCCCGCGCCCACUCCCCCCGUCUCCCUCCAACUGAUCCACGACUAAAAUCAGAUCCUUCGCCUGCACAACUGUAGCAUGAGACAAACUUGCCGGUGAUCAUUACCCAGUCUCCAUCCUUAAAUGGAUAUCAAGGGCUCUGAAACACAUCUGUUACCGGGUUGAGGAGGCUGUCAAGAUACCAACAGAGGCGCACGUCAUGGGCCGAGAGGACGCAAACACACAGUCUGCAGCUGAGAUAAGACCGCACCCUUCAGUACACACAUAUAUAUAUAUAUAUAUAUAUAUAUAUCGUCCCCUCCUGAUGUCGGCGAAAGAGCUGCACUUCCAUUUCAGACAGUCGACCUCUCUGGGAGUCUAAGAGAAGAACUCGGGUGGCCGUCGGGUGGUGCAAGCAGAGCCAGGUCCCAGACACGUUGUGUAACUCAGUGCAUGCAUGAACAAGGUGUAUUGAAAAUAUAUUGGGUGUUUGUGGUAUAAAAGUAUUUUUGUUUCAAUCAGUUAGGACAUUUUUUCUUUCUUAGUUGUAUGAUUUUUUUUUCUUCUCUUUCCUUAGGACUGGCCAAUCAUUGUAUUCAAGAUGAAUAUUAUUAUUAUUAUAGUAUAAGAUUCUAUUUUUUAUGGUAGAUUUGUUGACCAUGUCUUCUCGUUGUGUCAAAUAUUACCUGCAGAUAAACUGAUUACCAAAGUAUUUAUUUCAGUUAACUACAUUCAUGAUGGCGUGCAAACGUGUGCUCCGGUGAAUUAAUAAAUAUAUAUAUUUUCUUUCCAUUUCUAGUUAACAGAUUGAGUAAGACUGUGAAAGUGCCAAAGCAGUCAAGGAGAUUCCUGCAGAAAUACACAAUUUGGUGUCGGUUAUGUUAAAAGGGAGCCAUUACCUAUUUUCUUUUUUAUUAAUAACUGGUUAUAUUUAAUGCAUUUUGAAGUUUAUUAGUUACGAUUUUGGGGAAUGCACUUAUUGGCUCAGUAAUUAACACUUCUACCUGGUUUAUUUGUAUAAAAAACAAAGUGCUACUAGAAUUGUUGAUGUUAACAUCUGUCCAAAACGUCACAUGACUUAAUUUAUUCUUAUUAGACAUUUGUGUGAAAUUGUCAUUAUCACAAUACAAAUUCUUGAGUUAGUCACUAUCACCUUUGUCCCCCGAAUUCUAAUGAGUUCAAGUAGGCGUUUGUUCCUAAUUUGAUUAAAAUCGUUCAAAGCGAUUUAUGGUUGACUUAAGUGUUAAUUAUUGAGCUUAAAAUGUGCUGGUAGCAGAUUAUAUUUUCUUUGGGCAAAACCAGGCUAGCUGUUUGCAUUCAUUUCCAGUCUUUGUGCUAAGCUAACUUAGCCAGCGGCAGGUUCAUAUUUAACUUUAUCGAUCUCGUUGAACUCUGGAGAAUGAACGUAUGCUUUAAAGAAAUUACAUUUUUAUUUGAGUGCUUGCAGCACUGUCCAAGUAUGAUUUUAAUUCACUGGAGUUAUGGGAAACAUUUUUGUAUGGAUGCCUGACAAUGUAAUGGAUGUAGAUAUAGAAGAUAUAUAUAUAUAUAUAUAUAUAUACACACAAAGACACACCUGUAUCAAACUUAAUAUGAAAAUGCUUUUUUUCAUUCCAAAAUGUUCAUUACUCUUCCUUGAUACUGUACCUAGUCUUUUGGUAAAGCCGUGGUGUGUUCCUUUAAGUUUUGUGGGAGUGUGUGUGUAUACAUGUGCACUUGUAACUGCUGGGGGCAGGGGUGGGAGGGGGCAACAUGUAAAUAAAUCAAAUACAGUUAGUGUGGAGGUGUUUUUUUUGUGUCAGUGUAAGUUAAAUAUUAUACAAUUUAAAAAAAAGACUAAAGUAUUAUUCUCUAUUGUGUUUCAUGAUACAUUUGGAAAAAAAGAAGUAGUUUUAUCUUACAUUACAAAUGCUUAUAUCUAUGGCUUCUGGCGAUACCCGUUCCAUUUUAUAGAUUUGUCAGCACAAAAUGCAAUAAACCAAUACCAUUUUAUUACA